This is a messenger RNA of Fragaria vesca subsp. vesca, 1636 nucleotides long. RefSeq lists its product as uncharacterized. Bases 1 to 1365 code for a protein of 454 amino acids. The transcript has 2 exons. The record is from RefSeq and is a predicted model, not a curated record. Lineage: Eukaryota; Viridiplantae; Streptophyta; Magnoliopsida; Rosales; Rosaceae. Gene Ontology annotation, cellular component: chloroplast.
AUGGAUUUUCUCUUUCAAGCUGUUGCCUCGGGGCCGAUGCCAUGCCAGCGAAGUCGAUCGGAGGCUUGGAACUUUCUGCAUUGGUGGCUGAUGCAAACUAUUCGCUAUGCUAUGCUAGACACUAGGCAUAAUACAAAUCUGGCAAGACCAGGAGACAUGAGCCUCCAUCCAACACCUCCCUUCUUCCACCCCAAACCAAACCAACAAGUCUACCAACCUUUCCGGCCACCCCCUUCUCCUAUCCCAGAGCAAUACAGCUCCCUAGACGUCAAUGGCCGCCUCGAAAUCCUCGCCAACCGACUCGGCUUAUGGUACGAGUACGCCCCAUUGAUCCCAUCUCUACUUCAACAGGGCUUCACUCCUCCCACUAUUGAAGAAAUUACAGGCAUCUCUGGAGUCGAGCAGAACCGCCUUGUGGUCGCAGCUCAAGUGAGGGAGUCACUUAUCCAUUCCAAGACCGACCCUGAAAUCAUGGCUGAAUUUGACACCGGAGGGUCGGAGCUGCUGUAUGAGAUAAGGCUGCUGAGUGUUCAGCAGCGGGCUGCGGCGGCGAGGUUCAUUGUGGAGAAGAAGCUUGAUGCUAAAGGAGCUGGAGACCUUGCUCGUGCGACUAAGGAUUUUCCGAGGAGGCGUGGGGAUAAGGGUUGGGAGAGCUUUGAUUAUACAAACCCUGGUGAUUGUUUGGCGUUUAUGUAUUAUAGACAAGCUAGGGAGCAUAAUGAUAUGAGUGAGACUAGGACUGAUGCGUUGGAGGAGGCAUUGAAGGUUGUGGGGAGUGAGAAGGCGAGGAGUGUGAUUGUGAGGGAGUUGGAGGGGGCGAGUGUGAGAGACGAGGAAGAGGAGGUUGUGGCGGUGGUGAAGGUUCCGGUGGUGAGGUUGAAGUUUGGGGAGGUGGGGGAGUCGAGUAGGGUGGUGGUAUUGCCGGUAUGUAAGGCGGAGGAGAAGGAUAAGGAGGUAAUGGAGGCGCCGUGGGAGUGUGAGAGUGAAGGAGAGUUGGGGGUGGUGGUGGCGGAGAAGGGGUGGAAGAGGUGGGUGGUGCUGCCGGGGUGGGAGCCGGUUGUGGGGUUAGGAAAGGGAGGAGUGGUGGUGUCGUUUAGCGAUGCGAGGGUGUUGCCGUGGAAGGUGAAUAGGUGGUAUAAGGAGGAGCCGAUAUUGGUGGUGGCGGAUAGGAGUAAGAAAGAGGUGGAAGCUGAUGAUGGGUUUUAUUUGGCAGCCGUGGAUGGGGAGGGUUUGGGGUUUAAGGUUGAGAGGGGAUCGGCAUUGAAGGAAGCAGGGGUGAAGGAGAGUUUGGGGACUGUGGUGUUGAUAGUGAGGCCACCAAAAGAUGAUACAGAAAAUGAACUUGCUGAGGAAGAUUGGGAGUGAAGGAAUGUGAGGAUUUUGGUGGUGAUGUAUGUGAAUCUUUGUAACAACUUACAAUGCAGAUUUAUACAAUUUAUCUAAGAAUUGCAGUGAUGUCGAACACAUGAGAUGAGGUUUAGAUCAAUGCUCUAGAAGGGUUUUUUCCUCUCCUUGCUUCAUUAGCCUUGAUGGCCAUGUUGUUGUAAUUUCCAGAGUAUAGUUCUUUUGUAGGAGUGUUUACCCUGUAUGACUAUGUUGAUCUUACAACAAUAUAUAAACGAUUAUCUUUGAGUUC